This is a messenger RNA of Centropristis striata (black sea bass), 2566 nucleotides long. RefSeq names its product spindlin-1-like. Gene Ontology annotation, biological process: gamete generation. Bases 372 to 1079 code for a protein of 235 amino acids. The transcript is spliced from 5 exons. The record is from RefSeq and is a predicted model, not a curated record. NCBI's taxonomy places the organism in Eukaryota, Metazoa, Chordata, Actinopteri, Perciformes, Serranidae.
UGUUUUCGUGUGGAUCAUGCGCACUAAUACCGUAAUUACGCUAAUUCCGACAACACUCGAACGCAGCAUGCGGCACUACUGUCUCCAACACCUGUGUAAACUCCGGUCUUUAAAACUUCAUGUCAUUGUCAUUUAAACACUAAUUCCCAGAGUGCAUUGCGCGCGUGUUCAUGUCCUUCUGGUCCUUCUCUGCCAUCACGGAGCCCCAUGGCCUUCUGGGAAGUGGAGUCUUUUCUGCGCAUCUCCCAUUUUCCACAGGUUUCGCGAGAUUUUACAUAGGCGGGCUGGUGUGUGGCAGCAUUUCUCUGCCAGACGAACUGAACAAUAUUGAUAUGAAAUCUGCAUAAAGUAGCCUUUGACUUUCUGGAGGCAUGUCCAAGAAAAGGGGCAGAAAGCGGAGUAGUGGGGAGCUGAGUGACACAUUGACCCCGGAUCCAAACAGCAUUCUGGGAGUCCGUAUUCAGCAUAACUGGCGUGAGAAGGGGAACCAGAGCAAAUGGAAGGGGACCGUCCUGGACCGGCUCAGUGUGAACCCGUCCCUCUUCAUGGUGAAGUAUGACGGCUUCGACUGCGUCUACGGCAUCGAGCUGUUCAAAGACGACCGAGUGUCCAACCUGCAGGUCCUUUCAGAAAAUGUUGUAAACAACAAGAUCAAGAUCCCUCCAGGGGCGGAGGAGCUGGUGGGCAAAGCUGUGGAGCAUCUUUUUGAAAAGGAGGACGGGGAGAAGAACGAGUGGAGAGGCAUGGUCCUCUCCAGAGCUCCCAUCAUGACCAACUGGUAUUAUAUCACUUAUGAAAAGGACCCCGUACUUUAUAUGUACCAGCUGUGGGACGACUAUGCUGACGGAGACCUCAGGAUUCUGCCUGAAGCAGAAAACAAACACCUGUUGCCUGCAGACAGGAAGCCAGGAGAGGAGACAGAGAGUCUGGUGGGGAAACAGGUGGAGUAUGUUACUGAUAAGGGCGUGAAGAGAACAGGCCUGGUCAUCUACCAGGUCCCAGCCAAGCCCUCGGUCUACUAUAUCAAAUAUGAUGAUGACUUUCAUAUCCAUGUCUAUGACCUGGUGAAAACCACCUAGAGACUCUCCAGCCAGCCUCCCCAUCUGCUUCAGUUCCACUCAUCGUUAUAAUCUGUUAUCCAAAGCCAUGGCAGGGUUCAAUAGUAAUUAUGCUUUAUCGUUCAGAAGAAAGUGCAAUCUGUUUUUCCGUAUGCACAGCAGACCUGUAGCAUCGCUAUGCUUGGCUAUCUGAGGAGAUGGAGUGGACUUGUUUUAUUGUUGCUGCUCUUCUUUAUUCUUUAAGUUUGGACGGUCCUAAGUCUGCACUGCCCAACAGCUGCUAAGGGCAGCUGUAACUGCAUCGGUAUUGUUGAGUUUCUUGCUGAUCUGUCCUUAAAGUAAUUAUCUUGAUUAAUUCCCAGUAUGACUAGAAAUGCUGCUCAAAAUAUGAUUUUGAAGACACUUUUCUUUGGAUCAUCUAAAUAGCUAAUAAGCAUGAUAUACGCAUUAUGUUUGGGAUAGAUGCCUUUCACUGAGGCAUUUAUUGAAUUAAACGGGCAGAUACAUUUGUGUAUUGUAUUUAACCCUACAAAGCCAAGUGUAUCAUAUUUGAUACAUAAGUUUUUGAGACCUCUACAUCAUCAGUGUGAUAUUUUUUUUUCCUGAAAAACCGGAUGAAUACAUGAAUUGAUGAUUAAAAAAACUGAGCAACAAAUUUCACAAAAAUGCCAGAUGUGACAAAAAUGAUUUGCUGGUUCCACUGGUGGAUCAGUCAUUGCUGCGUGAAAACUUCAUAUCAGCAGAUGUAUGAUGUUGUUUUAUAUGGAAAAACAUAUUUUGUAUGUUUGAGGAAAAUGUUAAAAGGAAAGUCAAAGUUUUAUUUGGUUGAAAAAAUAUUAGGUUUUAUAUGAUUAUGCGAGUUCAAGAAAAGCAAAUUGUGAGCAAAAAAUUGCACAAAAAGACCUGAUGUAUCAAAUAUGAUCCAAAUUAAAUUCAUAUAUGAAAAUUGAUAUUGAAUUAAAAAAAAUGUUAGCUGGUUCAACAAAAACUCCGAAUUUUCUGGCAAUUAUUUCACGGUUCAGGCUUUAUAGGGUUAAAGUAAUUAUCUUAAUUAAUUCCCAGUAUGACUAGAAAUGCUGCUCAAAAUAUGAUUUUGAAGACACUUUUCUUUGGAUCAUCUAAAUAGCUAAUAAGCAUGAUAUACGCAUUAUGUUUGGGAUAGAUGCCUUUUCACUGAGGCAUUUAUUGAAUUAAACGGGCAGAUACAUUUGUGUAUUGUAUUUAACUUACCAUAUUACCAAAUUUUGUGUAAAUACUGGAAGGAAUGACAGGGUUCCUACACCUUUUCCAAAGUCAAAUGCAAACACUUUUCACUCAUUUUCAAUGUGCAUUUUCCACCUCUUGUAUAUACAGUACUAGGGCUGCACAAUUAAUUGAAAUUUUAUUGAAAUCGCAAUAUGGACGAGUGCAAUAUCCAAUUUGCAGGAGGUGCAAUAUUUGCUUUAUGAAAGCAAAAAUACUGUGUGUCAAAAUACUAUUCUGAACUAAGUAUUGUGGUGCUGCAGAGA